Ctenocephalides felis (cat flea) is the source of this 1458-nucleotide messenger RNA. RefSeq names its product LIM/homeobox protein Lhx9-like. The coding region runs from base 126 to 1001 and encodes 291 amino acids. Lineage: Eukaryota; Metazoa; Arthropoda; Insecta; Siphonaptera; Pulicidae. The transcript is spliced from 4 exons. The record is from RefSeq and is a predicted model, not a curated record.
CAAUUCACUCACAUAACUCAUAAUGAAGGUUAAAUUGAAACUCUCUCAAUUAUGACUCAAUAAGUCAAAGUGCUCCUUCAAUUUUUCAAACAAACUUACCAAUAAAUUUUCAUUUACCAUCGACAAUGAAUUCGAGUACAUCACCCCACCAGCACUCUCCUUUCCCUUCAUAUGGUGAAAUACACCAGCAGCAGAUGAGCCCCGGCAGCAAUUCUCAACAAAUGCUGCCUUCGGGGGGCAACGGAAACGGCCAGCAGCAGCAAAUGGUUGGCAAUCAGCAGAUGGGCGGCGGUGCUGGUGCAAAUCAGCAGCAGAUGAUGACGGGCGCGGGCGGCGCUGGUUCUAAUCAGCAGCAUUUGCAGCAGAUGUUCCAGUUUCAACAGCACGGGCAACAGUUGGCGGCACAGCAGCAGCAGCAGCAGCAACAGCAAAUGACGCAGGGCUAUGUUAAUGGAACGCCGACGCAAGUUUCAGCCAUGGGAAAGUUGUGUGCAGGAUGCGGUUAUCGGAUAGAAGAACGAUUUUUACUUCUGGCAUUGGACAGGUAUUGGCACCAUGCUUGUCUUAAAUGCACUUAUUGCCAAGCCACUUUGGCAGAUUUGGGGGCUUCCUGUUUUAGCAAAAGAGGCAUGAUUCUGUGCAAGGGAGACUACCAUAGGAUGUUUGCCGGUUCCAAUGGCGCCUCUUCUGGCGGUGGACCCAUGGGGGCGAACAAUGGCCCCUGCUCAGCCUGUGGCCAAGCGAUUCCCGCAUCAGAAUUAGUGAUGAGGGCUCCAGGAGGUGCUGGGGCGAAUGGUGCUGCCGGCGGUGCUGUAUUUCAUUUAGCUUGCUUUGUUUGCAGCAAAUGCGGCGGUCAUUUGAGACAAGGAGACAGGUAUUACAUGCUUGGUGGAAACUUAGUCUGCGAGCAGGAUUGGCAAAAGCUCUUGAAAAGUUCUUCUGCGACAAGUGCUAGUGUUAGAAAGGGCAAAGUUGGCAGGCCGAGAAGGAGUAGAGAUUAACUAGUGAAAAAAUGAUAUUAGCUUAAACUUUAAAUAAUAUCAGACAGUGAUUAUUUCCGUAAAACAAUCGACUAGUGAUUUGUUAUUCUGAAUUACUUUUCAGAACUGUACAUUUUGUUUAAAGUUUGGUGAAGUGGUGAGGACUUGAUAAAAUUUUAUUUAACAAUGUUUUUUAUUCAUAGGUUAGUUUAAAUCCAUAUAUGUGUAAUUAAAAUAUUAUUUAACAUAAGAUUUUUACAUUAUACAAUAUUAUAUAGGAUACUAGCAUUAUUUCAGUAAAUGAAGGCAUACUGCUUUUGUGAUUUUUUAAUUUUAUGGUACAUCAUUUACAUUUUAUAUCAAGUUACAAUCGUAUGUAAAUAUUUAAUUUAAUAUAUAAGAUUAUUAUCAUUAGUAUUAGAAUAUUGUUAAUUGAGUAGACAAUCAGCAAAGCUGUGUGAUAUCGUAUAACACAUUU